UCGUUGUUUUUGUCAUUAUCAUAGAUGCAAGGAAGAAUUUUUAAAGAAGGAAGAUAUGAUAUCAAACCCAGAUACAGUUGCUCGUUUAUGUGGAUUUGCAAUUCAAAUUGGUGAAUUAUUUUCAAAUUUGAACGUAACAGCUGAAGGCGUUAGCGAAAAUGUGGCUAUCCUACGAUUGAUGAUAAGAAAUUUGCUGAUGCUUUUACUUAAACAUUCAACAAACGAAACAGUUACAUGUGCUACACAAGUAUUGAAGGGAGCAGGAUAUGUUGUUGAAGCAACAGAACAUUUAGAUAGACCAGAGGAAGGAUAUUUCAGCGAAGUGUUUUUUCAUCUUCGACAAUAUAAGUACCAGGAACGUAUACAUCUAACCACAAGGGCUUCAAUAGCAUCGUUGCUUAAUAAAAGGUCCCGUAAUUGGGCUCAAAGAAAUUCGUCACAGCAUCAUUCAAUUUCAUAUCUAACUUUAUUUCCAUCUGAGCAAAUUUACCAGAAGCGAGAGAGUCACAUUGAUACCAGAACAUUUGAGAACAACGGAAACACUACAAAUCAUGUGAAUGAAGUGCAACAGUUUGCAGAAAUCGACGAAAUAGAAUCAUUCUUACAAGGAGCAACGGAUUACACCUCUGAACAAGUAGCAGAACCAUUUACUGCAAAAGAAAAUGAGAGCGUUGGAAAAGAUAAUCAGAAAUCAGGGAACAGCAAGGGUGACAAAUAUCUGUGUAAAAUAUGUUUUGGUAAUCCAGUAGAAGUAAUAUUUUUGCCAUGCAUGCAUGUAUGCUGGUGCAAAAACUGUAGCGACAAGACAAAAGUGAAACAAUGUCCAAUUUGUAGGGAAAAGAUUAAAGAAAGUAGACCUUUGUAUUUUGCUUGAAAAAAGUGUAUGAUUCCUAGCUAGAAAUAAAACUGAUGUAAACGCUUAAGGAACAUUACACCGAUAUCAUUUGAUUCCUAAUAUGUGUAAAUUUAUUACAAGUAUGUGUGUUAUCAAAAUAAAAUAACAAGUAAAAACAUUUCUGUAGGACGGAACGCGAUAAAAAUUAUAAUCAAAAUUGACUAUUUAACAAUAAAAUUUUGUUCAGGAAAGGGAAUAUAUCAAGAACAUUUGUUCGAUGGCUUUACAUUUUAGUUAUCAUAUAUGGAGAAUGAAAAAAAACAUUUCGAUGGAUAGUUUUUGUUUCAUUGUUAUUUUAAUCAUUUUAUUUAUUGAUUCGUAGUAAAUGAGAUCAAAUAUUUGUUUUUAAUAAUAAAAAAAGGGAAAGACAAAAAUGUUGGGAUAUGAAUGAAACACUGUUUUUUCGUUUGUAAUUUUAUUUCAUCUAAUAGAAUGGUUUAAAAUAUUUAAAAUACAUAUUGUUAUCGAAAUCACUUCUAAUUAAACACAUCUUUACAAAUAAAAAAA
Mytilus californianus (California mussel) is the source of this 1402-nucleotide messenger RNA. RefSeq lists its product as uncharacterized. The record is from RefSeq and is a predicted model, not a curated record. The transcript is spliced from 7 exons. Bases 56 to 874 code for a protein of 272 amino acids. NCBI's taxonomy places the organism in Eukaryota, Metazoa, Mollusca, Bivalvia, Mytilida, Mytilidae.